AUGUCUUCCAAACACGAAUACACACACCUUGAAGAGGGGAUUUUCGAUGAGACGAAUGAAGAGUCGAUCAUUGACGAGCCGCCGCCGGCAUACAACUCUGUCUUUAACGAAGACCAACUGUUAUUACCACCAACCACCAGGAAUUCCUGGCGGGACUCUAUUCUAAUCGAAGAUAUCGGUCGUUUUAGCAUAGAUUUAAGCGCCGGGGCUCGCACAUCUGCGCUAAUCCAAUCAUUUUCACUACCCACUCAACGACCACAAGUUAUCGAUAUUCCGGCCAUCAAUCCCGGCCCAAAUUCACCUGUCAGAAGCACUGAUUGUGCUGCUAGGAUCUCAGUUGAGACCCCCGAAAUCCCACUUGAUAUUAUUCUGAUGCUCGUGGGAAGCAGAGAUGAGAUCAAAUCCAUCAUCUUGGUUGGCCAGGAGCUCCAAAAACAUGGGCAUCGAGUUAGAGUCGCUACACAUUCGCUUUUCCAAUCGUUCGUCCUUCGAGCCGGAUUGGAAUUUUUCUCAAUCAGCAGCGACCCAGAGCAUCCUAUUGCGACAAAAGAUUCAGGUUUUAUGCCCGAGCUUAGCAGUCAUAGCAGACCCGAGGUCCUGAAGAAUAGUAAACUUCUUCUAAACACACUCAAGGAAUGUUGGAAUGCCUGUGUCCAGCCCGGUUCACACGAUAACAAACCAUUCGUCGCGGAUGCCAUCAUUGCAACGCCCCUUGCACAUGCCCACGUCCAUUGUGCUGAGAUGCUUUCCAUCCCACUCCAUAUAUUCUCUAACAGCCCCUGGACACCAACGAGACGAUUCGUACAUCCGCUAGCACAUAUCGAGACGGGGAGUGAGAUUGAUUAUCAGCUUCAAAAUUAUCUUUCAUAUCUGCUUGUUGGCGAAUCGGUCUGGCAUGAGGUCUAUUAUGUCGUCGAUCAUUUCCGACAAGCAGUUCUAGGGUUACCGCAAAUGCCUCUGUUCGAUGGAGCAAAUAUUAUGAGGGACCUCAAGAUUCCUCACACUUAUCUGUGGUCCGCGGGGUUGCUUCCAAAACCAGAGGACUGGGACGAGACCAUUGAUAUCUCAGGCUACCCCACCGUAGAAAGCCCAUCUUUCUAUACCCCCUCGGAAGAAUUGAAAGUAUUCCUCAAAUCCGCAGUGGAACCUGUCUUGGUCUUACUGGAUAUCACCCAGUUGAACGAACCGGCUAGAUUGGUCCAAUAUCUCUUCGAAGCCUCAGAGAAAUAUGGAAUCUAUUUCCUUCUGCCAAGUAGGUUUGGAAAGGACAUUCAGAUUCUUACAUCGCCGAAGAUCUUUGUGCUAGAUGGUGUUCCAAAUGAAUGGAUCAUUUCCAAGAUUGCCGUGUUGUUGACCAGUGGCGACAUCACAACCAUUAAACAGGGUGUCAGAUAUGGGAAACCAAUGCUAUCACUACCAGUCCUUCGAGACCAACCGUUCUGGGCAUCAACAAUCUACAACGCAGGCCUGGGUCCAUCUCCCCUCCGGGAGAAAGCUCUAUCUAGCGAAAAAAUUGUCGAAGCCUUCCGGUAUUGCUUACGGCCUGAUGUUAAGCAAGUCACUUCAAGGCUAGGCCAGCAAAUUCAGAGGGAGAAUGGCACUGUCCGAUGCAGUGAUACCGAGACGGAGCCCGUAGUUUAUCGCAUGCAAUUGAAGCCAUCGAUUAAAAGAAAAGUUGAUACUGAGGAGGUGGUCCUAUCAACAAGAGGAGGCGGGCCUGUGGGACCGGAUGAGAGACCUUUCCACACUGCUCUAAAUGAAGCACCCGAGCCCAUCGAAGAAUUCAAGAGCACCUUCUUUGUUGACGCCAAAGGCGUGUCCAAAAGUUUGAUUAAAGCUAUUAUCAAACCAACCGUCUCACACAUCGCAGAUGCGCAUAAGAAACGCGAGGCUCACAAUCAUUUACCCGUGACGACGGCCUCAAAGUUGGAGCAAUCAGGAGCCAAAACGGGCAUGGCUUUGAAGGUAGCGAGGAACGUAGGCUUUGGGUCGGCGGUCGCUUGUGGGAAAAUUGCGAUGUUGCCCUUCAAGACGGUGUGGUAUAUGAGCGAGACGGCAUCAUAUGGAGUGCGAGCCUUGAAGGGGCGCCCGGAAGGGAAACGUGAGGUUUGGAAUGUCGAAGAGAAGGAGAAUGUGGAUAGCAAUAAGAAGUCUCCAGAUUUCGAUGAAGGUAAAGUUCUGACCUUUGGAAGCUUGGAGGAGCCCAUUACUAAUGAUUCAUGUGUUGUCACAGUGUGUGAUACAGACCUCAAUAUCGCCUUGGGCCAAGACGAUGCUUAUAUUCGUGCAAUCACAGCAUCGAGAAUGGCGCAGGGAUCUCAUACUACAACUCAGCCUAGCGAUGAUGACAGGUCCUCACUUGGAUCCCGUCGGUCGGCUGCUCUAGCUCUUGAUGGCAAAAGAGAGUAG
Molecule: messenger RNA, 2409 nt
Organism: Penicillium odoratum
Lineage: Eukaryota; Fungi; Ascomycota; Eurotiomycetes; Eurotiales; Aspergillaceae
Product: glycosyltransferase
Exons: 12
Coding region: 1-2409 (802 amino acids)
Biological process (GO): carbohydrate metabolic process
Molecular function (GO): UDP-glycosyltransferase activity; hexosyltransferase activity
Source: RefSeq, a predicted model, not a curated record